AUGUGGGCAGAUGGCCAGAUGAACAUUCUAUGGAACGCUGCCAAAGGUUCCUGCCAUUACAGAGGUUCCUUUCACAACAUCGAACUCAAUGAUUCCCAAAGGAGCCCUGCAGAAGUGGCUGGAACUCAGUGUUUCUGGCCCCAUUGUGUUUUUGAACAUGUGAACCACAGCCUCCUCACCAGCUCUCUGCUUUCCUUGGCUGGUCGUGUCAAGAUGGCCUUGCUAAUACAGUGCGUACCCCUGCCUCUGUUCUCCCUGAUAAAACCCCAGGCACCCGAUCAGCCAAAGCCAGUCUUUCCCUAA
Pipistrellus nathusii (Nathusius's pipistrelle) is the source of this 303-nucleotide messenger RNA. NCBI's taxonomy places the organism in Eukaryota, Metazoa, Chordata, Mammalia, Chiroptera, Vespertilionidae. The record is from the annotation of a GenBank genome assembly.